AUGCCCUCUCUCUCUGUCCCCAUUCACUCGCUGACGAGCAAAACCUCAUCGCAGCACCAGCAUUGCGCGAGCUCCACCACCUCCCUGCAGCCCCUCGCCUCCUCGCUCUUCUGCGAAGAGAAGGGGGAGGAGGAAGGGUCCUUUGGACGUCAGGAGGAGGGAGAAGAUGUGAGACGUGAGGAGGAGGAGGAGGAGAAUGGGAGUUUGAGACAGGAGGAGGAGGACGAGGAGGAGGUGAAGGAGGUGGAGGAACAGGGGGAGACGUUGAGACAGCAGGAGGAGGUUCAAGAUCAUGAGACGUUAGAACAUCAAGCGGAUAAGUUGAUGUCCCACGAACAUCAAGAAGAAGAGGUGGUGGAGGAGGAGGUGGAGGAAGAGGAGGUGGAGACCUUAGACCUCCAGAAGAUCAAGGAGAUCUUCAGGCGCCGCGAAUAUCAAGACGGCGGCCGUGAGGAGGACGACGGCUCGACUGAAGGUCGACCGUCCGACGACGAUGAUGAUCACGAUGAUGAUCACGAUGAUGAGGAUGAAGAGGCGAGUGAAGAGGAGGAUGAGGAGGAGGACAUCGUGAGGUGUGGCGCCCUGAGGCCCCGUAGGCACACGCUGCCCGCCAGCGAGUUCCGGGAGCUGUGCGAGGCAGACGCCACCAGCGUCUUCGAAAUCGAGAGAGAAGCCUUCGUGUCUGUGUCUGGCGAGUGCCCCCUGCGCGAGCCGCAGCUGCGCUCGUUUCUGCGAGCGUGUCCCGAGCUCUCGCUCGGCUGGUUCGAGCAGGGACGUCUCUCUGCCUUCAUCAUCGCGUCGCGCUGGGACAAGCCACGACUGUCUCAGGAGUCGCUGGACACACACGUGCCGGGUGGCUUGUGCGCCCACAUCCACGUGCUGGCGGUGCACCGCGCCUGCCGCCAGCAGGGCAAGGGCUCCGCCCUGCUGUGGCGUUUCCUGGCACGCCUCGAGCACGGCGGCAGAAGCGGGUUUGGCGAGCCGCGACGACCCAACGCACUUUCCCCCCUGGCCACGCCCACCUCGCCCGUGACCACGCCCACUUGGCCAAGGGGCACUCCGGCGUUUCCCACGCGGGUCAGGGACAUCUCGACCACCGCCGCCACAACUGCAGUGGCUGCGGCUGUGGUUCCUCCUAGCCCUGCCGUGUACCCCAGGCGGGCGCUGCUCAUGUGCGAGCGCGAGCUGGUGGGCUUCUACGCACGCGCGGGCUUCCGGGCGCUGGGUGCCUGCGCCGUGCACGUGCCCGGGCUCGCCUUCGUCGAGAUGGAGUGGCGGGCGAGCCGUCGCGCACUCGGAGGGCGGAGGAAUAGCGGCUGGUGAUUUGGGCUGGCUGGCUGUCUGAUUGGGUGUCUGGCUGGCUCCCUCGAAGAAGAUGCUGCUGAUUGGCUGCCAACAAAAGAACUCACCUACCAGCCACCAUCACCAUUACCACCACAAUCACCACCACCCACUAUCCACCAUCAACAUUACCACCACAAUCACCACCACCCACUAUCCACCAUCACCACCCACCCACCACCACCUACUAUGACCACCACCGCAACCCACCAUAACCACCACCACCUACCACCGAAACCCACCAUUAUCAUCACCACCACCCACUAUCCACCAUCACCACCCACCCACCACCACUUACCAUGACCACCACCGCAACCCACCAUAACCACCACCCACAACCACCACCCAGCAACACCACCACCCUUUGAAAACCCAAAGCCAGACUAACUGGCAAAACGGGUCCCAAAAAUAUAAAUUAAAA
Molecule: messenger RNA, 1762 nt
Organism: Petromyzon marinus (sea lamprey)
Lineage: Eukaryota; Metazoa; Chordata; Hyperoartia; Petromyzontiformes; Petromyzontidae
Gene: AANAT
Product: aralkylamine N-acetyltransferase
Biological process (GO): response to light stimulus; circadian rhythm
Cellular component (GO): cytoplasm
Molecular function (GO): aralkylamine N-acetyltransferase activity
Source: RefSeq, a predicted model, not a curated record